Molecule: messenger RNA, 2948 nt
Organism: Eufriesea mexicana
Lineage: Eukaryota; Metazoa; Arthropoda; Insecta; Hymenoptera; Apidae
Gene: Strip
Product: striatin interacting protein
Exons: 11
Coding region: 30-2486 (818 amino acids)
Biological process (GO): cytoskeleton organization
Cellular component (GO): cytosol
Source: RefSeq, a predicted model, not a curated record
CAUACUGCAUCUCCAAUCACUAUUAGAAAAUGGGUGACGUAGCGAUGGAUGGGAUUAUACAUUGGCAUUGUGAUCGUCCCCGAAAAGUCCUACAGCAACAAAUUACGAAUACUGAAGAAACAUCUAAAUCUAAGGAUUUGGACUUUGUUUAUGAUGAUGCAGAUAAACAUGCCAAUGAAAUUGCAGAGUUAUACAGCUACACAGAGCAAUCUGAGUUAAUCAAUAACCUUACAGAAUUUGAAGAGCAAAUGCAUUUAUAUAAAUUAAGACCAUGGUGGCAACAUUUAUCACAGGCUCAACAAAAAUCUGUAAUUUAUAAAUUAUUAGAUCAGUUAGAAGUUUCUAACAAACAAUUGAGGAUGAAGGCAGCUAGGAGUAUUCUGUAUUUGGCCCAAGGUUGUUGGGCUGAAGUACAAUCUGACGAAGAACAACGAGAAUGGACCAGAACAAAUGUUAUGUUAUUAUAUGAAGCUGGAGUUUUCCCAGCAUUUGUUGAACUUCUUAAUAUCGAAAUUACAAAUAGUAGGAGAGCUGCUUCUGCAAUGAGAAAAAUAUCUGUCAGUCUUGACGAUUCCACUGAUUUAAGAGUAAUUUUAUCUGUUCUAUAUAUCAUGACAGAAGUAAUGAGGGAAGAAAUGAAAAAUUUAGAGCACAGUAUUUAUAAGAAUAAUGUUGAAUCUUUCAAAGAAGAUUUAAUAAAUCCAUAUGGUGAAGAAUUGCUAAUAGUUAAACUUCUUGGUAUGGUAACAUACUUCUGCAGUGGAUCUGCUCCACAUUUUCCAAUGAAAAAAGUUCUUUUGCUGAUAUGGAAGUUAAUCUUAGUAUCAUUGGGUGGUAUUAAUACAUUAAGAGAAUUAAAGAAACAGUAUCGUGAAGAAGCUGGUCUUGAUACACAACAAGAAGAUACUUUAGAAGUUGCUAAGACUAUGAGAGCUAGCACUCCUCCUGCCACUGCAACAGAUUUGAUUGAAACACAAAAUCAGAAAAAGAAUCAUAAAUCUUAUCGACGAUUUCUAAUAAAACAAAGUUCAUUGGAUGAACCAGGUAUGGAAGUGGAAUAUGAUGGUACAGAAAUGGGAAACAGUACUGUGAAUAACGAAGGUGAAGGAGAAGUAAAUGUAUUUAUGAAUCAAGCAGGUUUGCAAACUUAUUGUCAAAAUGAAAAUAAUCAACCACAAAUAAGACCUGAUACUCCACAACUUACAAAAGGAAAAAGUUUACCAUGGACACCAAAGGUUAGACAAAAGGAUGUGGACACUUUUCUUGAGAUAUCAAGACUAAAAUUUGUUGGUUACAACUUAGUUGGAGACAGACAAAGUUUAGCUGGUUUACCACAACCAAUACUUGAAAGUAUUAAUACACUUAAAAAGCAUAUGUAUACAUCUUUAGCUGAUGUGCAAGUUGAAAAAGAGAUACAAAUGCAAAGAAAUCCUAUAAGUACUCCAAGGUUUCCAAUUCGUCAAACGCCAACAGAAAUUGUAUAUCAUGCUAUAUUACCAUUUGUUCCACAAUAUAUGAUUGCAUUACUCAAGAUUUUAUUAGCAGCUGCUCCUACUACUAAAGCUAAAACAGACACUACUAAUAUCAUGGCUGAUGUUUUACCAGGUCAAAUGCCCAUGACUGUUUUUCAGUCAAUGAGACUUGGUAUUGAUGUAAACAGACAUAAAGAAAUCAUUGUUAAAGCAGUAUCUGCUAUAUUACUUCUUUUAUUGAAACACUUUAAAUUAAACCACAUUUAUCAAUUUGAAUUUAUGUCACAACAUCUAGUAUUUGCAAACUGCAUACCACUUGUUUUAAAAUUUCUAAAUCAAGACAUUUUAGCUUACAUUAAAGCUAAGAACGUUAUUCCUGCCUUGGAUUUUCCUAUGUCUGUUAUUGGAGAACAACCAGAUAUGACUCUGGAUAAUCUUGAAACUGGAAAUGAUCUGCCAUAUUUAUGGAGAAAUGUCUUUUCUUGUAUUAAUUUAUUACGUAUUCUUAACAAACUGACGAAAUGGAAGCAUAGUAGAAUUAUGAUGUUAGUCGUCUUUAAGUCGGCACCCAUAUUGAAACGUACAUUAAAAGUUAGACAUGCAAUGAUGCAAUUAUAUGUCUUAAAAUUAUUGAAAAUGCAAACCAGAUACUUAGGACGUCAAUGGCGUAAAACUAAUAUGAACACAAUCAGUGCAAUUUAUGCAAAAGUUCGACAUCGUUUGAAUGAUGAUUGGGCUUACGGCAAUGAUCUAGAAGCACGCCCUUGGGAUUUUCAAGUAGACGAGUGCGUACUACGUUCUAGCGUUGAUCGAUUCAAUAAUCUACGCUAUACUAAUAUUCCUAAAGAUAAAGAUAUGGAACCUGUUGACAAUUCUGUUACAUCGGUACUUGGAUUAAAUGUGGAAUUAAGCGACGAAUUUAAAGAACACUAUGAAUUAUGGUUACAGCAAGAAGUAUUUCAGAGGAGUAUUAAUUGGGACGAAUUAUUGGAUCCUGAAGCGUGUGAAAUUUAAAUUUUUAAUAAGUGUAAUAUAAUAUAUAUAUAUACAUAUAUAUACAUUAAAACCGUAUUUUCGUCAACUCAUAGACCUGGAUCAAAUUUUGACGUUUUUAUAAAUUAUAUACUAUUGUGAAGUGUUCAAAAAAAACAUUGCCAUAUCGAUGCAUUGGAAACUGAAUUCGUAUUUGGUUUGUAUACAUUGAACAGUGGAUGGUCCUAAUCUAACGAACGUUUAACGAAAAGACUAGUGACGUUUAAAUGAUGGUUUAUGAGAUAAUGUGUAACUUUUUUACAUUUGUUUGUGUGUAUUUAAUUCGUUUAAUGUAUAUUGCUUCUAGCAAUAUUUUAUUACUACUAUUAUAGUUGUAAGUGAAUAUAUAUAAUCGUCUCUGGCGUUAUUAUGAAGGACUAGGAUAAAUUUAUUCAAAUAUAUGGUUCUUACUGUUCGCAUUCAUAUUAUCUAAGUUUCUGUAAA